AUGAAGGAAGCGAAAGGGGGCGUGGGCAAGGAGAACCGCCACACUGGCCUCUGGACCUUCUGGUCUGGCUCCCCUCUCCCGAAUGGCUCUCAAAGUACCUGCUGCCCAGUCAACUGGCUGGAGUUCGAGGGCAGCUGCUACUGGUUCUCGCGCUCCGGGAAGACCUGGCCGGAGGCCGAGAAGCACUGCCGGCUGGAGAACGCGCACCUGGUGGUCGUCAACUCCAGGGAGGAGCAGAACUUUGUGCAGGAACAUAUAGGCUCCUUACACGUCUGGAUGGGCCUCAGUGAUGCCGAAGGAGUCUGGAAAUGGGUGGAUGGGACGGACUAUGCGACCAACUUCAAGAACUGGAGGCCGGGCCAGCCGGACGACUGGCAUGGGCACGGGCUGGGCGGGGGCGAGGACUGUGCCCACUUCCACCCGGACGGCUGGAACGAUGAUGUCUGCCAGAGACCCUACCGCUGGGUGUGCGAGGCCCGCCUGGGCGUGGCCGGCUAG
Puma concolor (puma) is the source of this 498-nucleotide messenger RNA. Lineage: Eukaryota; Metazoa; Chordata; Mammalia; Carnivora; Felidae. The record is from RefSeq and is a predicted model, not a curated record.